UACCCUGCAGCAAACUAAAGGGAAGCAAUACCUGACAGACUUCAUCUCAGAGCCAAACAAGGUUGAUACAAUGGAAGACCUCCAAGCAGCUAAUACAAGCUUUGUCCUUGAUCUUUUCAAGGCUCUAUCUAAAGCAAAUAAAAAUAAGAAUAUCUUCUUCUCCCCUUGGAGCAUUUCUUCUGCUAUGGCCAUGGUCUAUCUAGGAGCCAGAGGUAACACUGCAGCUCAGAUGUCAGAGGUCCUUCAUUUUAAUCAAGUUGGAGGAGAUGAAGUAGACAAAGCUACCCAAGUGGCCAUAAAGAAGCCAAUUUAUUGUGAAAUGAUGCAGCAAAUCCGAAAAGAGGAUUAUCCCCCUGCCAUUCAGAAGGCCCAAGCCAGAAAUGAAAUCCAUACUGGAUUCCAGGCACUUGGAUCUGCAGUCAACAAAGCCUCUGAAGUUUACGUAUUUGAAAGUGCCAAUAAACUAUUUGGAGAUAAAUCUUUUCAGUUUAAAGAAGAAUACUUGCAUCUCUGUGAGGAAUACUACUCUGCAGAGCCUCAAGCAGUUAACUUUAUGGAAAAUGCAAAUGAAACCAGAAAACAGAUCAACUCCUGGGUUGAAAUUCAGACAAAAGGUAAAAUUCCAGUUCUGUUACCUGAAGGUUCUGUGGAUGAGGAGACCAAGCUGAUCCUUGUCAAUGCUGUCUACUUCAAAGGAAAGUGGGAAAAUCCGUUUCAAAAGAAAGCCACAAAGCAGCAACCUUUCCGAGUGAGCUUGUCCCAGCAUAAACCAGUACAGAUGAUGCACCAGAAAGCAACACUCCAGAUUGGUUACAUAGAAGAACUGAAAACUCAGAUUCUUGAGCUGCCUUAUAAAGGAGAUAUCAGCAUGUUCCUACUAUUACCAGAUGAAAUCAGUGAUUCAUCUACAGGUUUGGACCAGCUAGAAAAGGAAUUAACCUAUGAAAAACUGAAUGAGUGGACCAGCAAAUCCACCAUGAAGAAGGGACUUGUGUAUGUGUACCUGCCUCAAUUCAAGCUGGAAGAGAAUUGUGAAUUGAAAUCCAUCCUGAGCAGCAUGGGGAUGAAAGAUGCCUUCAUCCCAGGGAAAGCCAACUUUUCAGGCAUGUCAGAAAACAACAACUUGUUUCUAUCCCAAGUGUUCCACAAGGCCUCUGUGGAGGUCAAUGAAGAAGGCACGGAGGCAGCGGCUGGCUCUGGAGCUGUCAUGUCCGGGAGAACUGGCUAUGUUGAACUUCAGUUUGUGGCAGAUCAUCCUUUUCUGUUCUUUAUCAAGCACAACAAAACCAAUGGCAUCCUCUUCUAUGGCAGAUUCUGUUCCCCAUAA
Messenger RNA from Tachyglossus aculeatus (Australian echidna), 1327 nucleotides. It is a transcript of the gene SERPINB2, whose product is annotated as serpin family B member 2. The transcript has 8 exons. Bases 71 to 1327 code for a protein of 418 amino acids. The record is from RefSeq and is a predicted model, not a curated record. Gene Ontology annotation, biological process: negative regulation of endopeptidase activity. Lineage: Eukaryota; Metazoa; Chordata; Mammalia; Monotremata; Tachyglossidae. Gene Ontology annotation, molecular function: serine-type endopeptidase inhibitor activity.